AUGGCAGAUCCGUUGGUGCAAACAGCAAAGGAAAGCAAGUUGAACGCUCUUAACAAGAAGAUAAUCGAAAUAAAGAAAAAGAUACAACUCUCAGAGGGACAGCGGAAGGCCUGCUUCGAGGAGUGCGAUGCGCAGAAAAAAGAGAACGCUGAGAAGGUCGCCAGGCUGAAGAAGGAAGUCAAGGAGCUUCAAGUCACCUUUGCCAAAGCUAAGAAUUCGACGGUUAGAAGAAAUCUACCUUGCCACUGGCAAAAACAUUUCAACACCGUAAGAAAGUCAACAACGGACUCGCACCAUGAAAAUGACAUCCUCUUAAUUAUUUUGAAGGAGCAAGAGGCUGCUGAUACGGACGUUCUGAGAGGACAGGAUCAGUCAUUGAGCAGCGUGAAGAGGAAGAACCUGGUUGAGGCGAUAGCUGGACUAGACGAAGACAUCAUCCGUCUACGCAAAAAGCUCGACUUGAUCCGGUACGAAAGCGACAAGCAGCAAAAAAAGCUGACCGGACUCCUGCAGGAGUAUGAAGAGCUGAUGAGCGGAACUGUUCAAAAGUUCACGGAACAGAAACUGGAAAAUCCCGUAAAAAAGAAAAUCAUACGGUUAGAAAAUCAGCUGCAAAGAAUUCACGUGAUGCAAAUGGAGGCUGACACGGUGCGGAAGAAAUACAGAGGCGUGCGAUCUAGUCUGAAGGCCGACGCGGCGCUGUACGCAUCCUCCUUAAAGAUAGUCGAGGAGCAAAUUCAGGAGCAGAAAUCUGAAAUCCGUCGACUACAGGACGUGAAAGAGGAGGCGAUUCACCUACGCGACAUCACCAAGGGAACACUGAUGAAGCAGGAGGUCGAGGCGAUGAACACUUCGAAACAGCGUGACGGCGUUAUUCUGGACUACAGGUUUGACACUGACAAGAAAGUUGAAACUCAGGUAUCUCACAGGCAGAGGGUUGAGGAUCGAAGGCUGGAGCUGGAGCGAUUGGAGAGAAUGAUAUUCCCGACGGGGCGACCGGUUGUGCGAGAGGAUUACGGCCUCCAGGAUGAUCAGUCAGAGAAAAUGCCGGCCAAGGAGAGCACGGAAUAUUUAGAAGAGUCCUUCGCCAAGCUCAAAGAAGCCACGGGAGUAUCGAGAACCGAAGAUGUCCUGAACAGGUUUCUCAGUCAGAAGGCGACGAAAGAUAAACUGCAGAAGAUGCGGGUGGCUGCUGAGAACGAGAAGAUCAGCCUAGAGCGAAAGAGGCAGCAACUCAUGGCGGAAAUCGAGAAGCAGAAGUUUUCGGAAACGAAAGAUGCCGAACAGAAUGCCGAGGAGUUGGAAAACUUCAAUCGUCAAAUCGCCGAGCAAAUUGAGCGUCAGCAAAAGGCGCUGACUGAUAAUAAACGAGUUCAAGAAGUCUUGAUGGAAGUGAACGGUACACUUUGGUUACUCUGUGACAGGCUGAGGCGAGUUCGCGUUUGGAAGGUGGCAGCUGGAAAACCAAUAGAACCGAUAUAUCCAGUCGGCAGCUAUCGUUUACUUUGUAAUGUUUGUUUUCGAUCUGGAUGCAGAGGUGCUAAUGCAGUCUGCACCCAGGAAGGUGAGAAUUACGAGGAUAGAAAUGAAGGGGAGGACGUCAGCCUUACUCCGAUACCGGAGAAAGCCGGACCAAUCGACGAUAUUUUUGAACUUCUAGACAUCCUCCAGGAAAAAGUCAAGACGACAAUCGAGCUCGCCAGAGAUCUGGAGAAGAACGUUGAGGUCUUCGAAGACUUGAUCGGCGAGCAGAUCGAAACGAUUUCGAAUCCGUCGGACGAUGGAAAGAUGAAAGAUAUCGACGAUCGUCCAUUUUUCCCGACAUUUCCGUCAGCCUCAACACCAGCAGCUCCAGCGCCGCCGUCGGAGGAUGAGGAAGAAGUUCCAACUCGGAGUGUCCUUAAACGCCAGGCACAGUUGCUCGUCGAUACGAAGAGUCGAAGAAAGGGAUUCAAUUUCAGGAGAUAG
Molecule: messenger RNA, 1968 nt
Organism: Diprion similis
Lineage: Eukaryota; Metazoa; Arthropoda; Insecta; Hymenoptera; Diprionidae
Gene: CCDC151
Exons: 12
Coding region: 1-1968 (655 amino acids)
Biological process (GO): outer dynein arm assembly; cilium movement
Cellular component (GO): cilium
Source: RefSeq, a predicted model, not a curated record